AUGACAGCACUCAAACACCUGUACGCCCGCCCCUCUUCUCUAUGCGUCGACCUGAGCGGGUGUCGCAUCGGAGGGGUCAUCCCCGCCUUUCUCGGAAGAAUCAAAUCGCUCACCUUCCUCGGCAUAAGCAACAACUUCUACACCGGCCAAGUGCCACCGUCCUUUGGGGGCCUUUCCAACCUCGCAUACCUGGACAUCUCAGGAUCAGGAGAGGAGGAGGAGGAGGGCAACGGCCUGGGGAGCCCUCUGCCGUCGCAGCUCACGAAUCUCAAGGCGCUUCAAUCCCUCCAACUUCUCUUCCUCUCCCACAAUCCCACCCCCACCCUUUGUGUGCGUACCCCCACCCCACCCCAGCAGCAAUUUGUGAGGCAGCAAUGA
Molecule: messenger RNA, 378 nt
Organism: Closterium sp. Naga37s-1
Lineage: Eukaryota; Viridiplantae; Streptophyta; Zygnematophyceae; Desmidiales; Closteriaceae
Source: the annotation of a GenBank genome assembly